This is a messenger RNA of Leptonychotes weddellii (Weddell seal), 1577 nucleotides long. NCBI's taxonomy places the organism in Eukaryota, Metazoa, Chordata, Mammalia, Carnivora, Phocidae. The record is from RefSeq and is a predicted model, not a curated record.
CUCUCUCAUUCUGUCUCAAAUAAAUAAAUAAAAUCUUUAAAAAAAAAAAAAAACAUUGAUAAGUUCUCCCCAACUGUUUACCCACAUAUACAUCCAUUAUAUUUUAAGGUUUUGAUGGUAAAGUUUUCUACCAAAUAUUUACAUUCCCACUGUAGACUCAGGGUUAUGCAAGUUACUGUGGGCAUUGUUGAAGAAGUAUUAAACCAAUUCAUGCAUUUAAGGAAUUCAUGGUUAAAAGGAACAGUCAAUAGAGAACAAUACAAUGUUACAUAUAUAAUUACUGUGCAUGCCAGAUUGGGAGAAAAGAGGGAAGAUUAAUGAAGCGGUAGGCAGUUAAAGUUUGUUGGGAGAAAUGGGCCUUUAGUUGAAGGAUGUGCCUUAUUUGGACACUCAGGGAGAACAUCAGCACCGUAAUGGCCAUAGCUGGAACAAUGUUACUUCUAAGAAGUGUUCGGAUGACAUCAAAAUUUACAAGUUCUUCAGAUAUUCCAGUAGAAUUUAUACGAAAGAAUGUUAAACUACGUGGACGAUUACACCGAAUAACUGAGAAUGGUUUAGAAAUUGAGCAUAUUCCUAUCACUUUACCUAUUAUAUCUUCAUGGAAAAAAGAGCCAUGUGGUGUUUUGCUGGUUAAGCUGGCAGGAGUAGAACUCACUGAAACUGGGAAGGUGUGGUUACAAAAAGAGUUAAAACCUUCCCAACUGCUAUGGUUUCAACUUCUUGGAAAGGAGAAUUCAGUACUCUUUUGCUAUCUUCUAGUGAAUAAGGGUAGAUUUUUUAGUGUGAGUCUGAAUGAAGAAAUUUUGAGAAGAGGCCUUGGCAAAACUGUUCUUGUUAAAGGGCUAGAUUAUGAUUCUAAAAUCUACUGGACAAUUCACAGAAACUUACUUAAAGCCGAAUUAACAGCCUUAAAAAAAAGAGAAGGAAUAUGGAAGGAAGAAUCUGAAGAAAGUUAUUUGGAAAAAUUCAAAGGCUCCUGGAGAGAAAUAUGGAAAAAAGACAGUUAUUUUAAAAACAUUGGAUCAGAUUUCAAUUUGAAAAAAGAAGGUUAUUAUGACAAAUUUAGAAGGACUUAUGAAACAUGGAAAGACAACAUAAAUAACUACUCCUUAAUACUGAAGUUCAGAGAACUUAUGAAUCGCAUACACUUUCGUAGAAAAGGGUGAACUAUUCCAAGAGGUCUGGAGGUGACCCACUCAGAAAAGAGUAAAAUAUGUAAAUAUAUGGAUGUUUUUCAUUGAGUUGAAGUGGAAAUUUCUCUGAAUGAUCGAAGUUGCACUCUAAUGGUAUUUAAAUAUUUAAGAGAUGAUUGUUUUAAAUGUAGUAUCAGAAUAAUUUAAGCAAAUUGUGAUUAAUGUAAUAUGGCUUUAGGAAAAAUUGAAUACUCAAUAAAGUUACCAGGAUAAAGGAUGUAUACCUUUAGUGUUAAUAUUUGAAGAGAGAGUUUAACUAUUGGGCACUGUUAUUGUAGUUAUUUUCGGCAUCCAUAUUUAAUUUUUGUUGAAAGAGAGUAUUUGUUUACUUUUCCAGUUUUAUCAAUUUUGAUUACUUGUAAUAAACUAACUCUGUACACAUCA